Messenger RNA from Diorhabda sublineata, 7187 nucleotides. RefSeq names its product katanin p80 WD40 repeat-containing subunit B1. The coding region runs from base 364 to 2712 and encodes 782 amino acids. Gene Ontology annotation, biological process: microtubule depolymerization; microtubule severing. The record is from RefSeq and is a predicted model, not a curated record. NCBI's taxonomy places the organism in Eukaryota, Metazoa, Arthropoda, Insecta, Coleoptera, Chrysomelidae. Gene Ontology annotation, molecular function: microtubule binding. Gene Ontology annotation, cellular component: katanin complex. The transcript has 12 exons.
ACUGUCAUUAAUGCCAAAUAUCAAAUUUGUCGUACAAUUAUCGUCCUUCAGAAAAUCAGAAGAAACGAGAAGCUAUUAAAACUUACCGUUAUCCUUAUUAAACUCUAAUAUAAGGUUGCUUCUUGCUAGAAUUUUUUUAUGCUGAAUCAAAAAACCCUAUAAGGCAAUGGCUAGGAAACAUGUCAAGGAAAUCAUUGAAAAUCAUCCAAAAGUGUAUUUUUUUAUGUUUUUCAAUACUAUUCCUAUCUUAGAUUGCUAGUGCUAUUUUUAAUCGAGUUUGUGAAGAAGUUACAAUGAGAUUUUUUGUGGACUUAAGGUGAACAUAACCAUUAAAAUAAGAUAUACAAACCCCCUUUUGGCAUAAUGGCUUCUAUAAAAAGAUCCUGGAAAUUUCAAGAUUUUAUGGCACACAAUGCAAACGUCAACUGUUUGGCAUUGGGACAUAAAUCCGGUAGAGUAUUGGUUACUGGAGGUGAUGAUAAGAAAGUGAAUUUAUGGGCAGUAGGAAAACAAAGUUGUUUUAUGAGUCUGAGCGGUCAUACCACUGCAGUCGAUUGUGUACAAUUCAAUCAAUUAGAAGAACUAGUCUGUGCAGGAUCAAGAGCGGGGGCUCUUAAAGUUUGGGAUUUGGAGGCUGCCAAACUUGUAAGGACAUUAAAUGGUCACAAAUAUGCAAUAAAAUGUAUAGAUUUUCAUCCUUAUGGAGACUUUUUGGUCUCUGGAAGUGCCGAUAGCAGUAUUAAAAUGUGGGAUACCCGAAAAAAAGGGGUACUUUUUACUUACAACGGACAUAAGGGUACGGUGAACAGCGUCAAAUUCAGUCCCGACGGACAAUGGAUAGCGACGGGCGGUGAAGAUUCCACGCUAAAAAUUUGGGAUCUACGAGUCAGUCGAGUUCUUAAAGAAUUCAAAGAUCACAUGAAUCCGUUAACGUGCGUGGAAUUCCACCCCCACGAAUUCCUUUUGGCCAGCGGAAGCAUCGACAGAUCCGUAAAUUUCUUCGAUUUGGAAAACUUCAAUUUGGUAUCGACGGAAAGUGACGUAGGAGCUGUAAGAUGUUUGACCUUUAAUCCCGAUGGCGAAUGUCUUUUUGCUGGUACGAGGGAUUAUUUGAAAGUGGUUGGUUGGGAGCCAAACCGUUUGUAUGAUUCGGUGCCCGUUUAUUGGGGAAGAGUUACGGAUAUUUCUGUUGCUUCUAAUCAGUUGAUUGGCGCUUCUUUUCAUUUAACCAACGUUCAAGUAUAUGUAGUAGAUUUAAAAAAAUGCAAGCCUUUCAGCAUAUCAUCAGUUCUCGAUACGCAGACGGGUCCGUUUAUGCCUAAUCAAAGCAUAAGAAAAAGUUUUUCCAAAGCUGAACGACCGCCUAGUUUGAAAAGUAGAAUAUUAGAUGUAAAAACAAUUGAAGAAAGCACAUCUGGAACCGAUCCCGAAGAAGAAUCUACGGCAGAUAUUACGAACGUAAAGGAUUACAACGAAAUUUUCAGAGGCAGAGGAUUACAAAGGACACCGCCUCCCGAACCAGAACCCUUCCAGGAACCGGAAAAAGACGAAACUCUGGAACCACAAAUUUUGGGAAACAUUAUAACAGAAAGUUUAGAAGCUCUCUCAUUAGAUAAUGAUAUCAACAAUUAUAAAAAUUCUAACAUGCAACUAACUGUCAAUCAUUACUCUAGAUCCAAGUCAAAUUUAGAUCAGGUUUAUGAAAAUAGGAAGCAGAAAGAUAAUAGAGAAAACAUAUUGCCAAAUAUCAACAAAACGAAGCAAGCAGCUAAAUUCGUCUUACAAAGGCAAAGUAGCUGUAAAGAUGUACCAGAAAAACCACCCAAGACAAGCACUAAUAUAAAACAUAGUGUAUCAGAUGCAAAUAUAAAUAAGGGUUCACAAUCAUCGAGAACGUCGUUUCGGAAGAACUCCUUCUCAAAACCUAGUCGUAAUUCAACCAGUGUUCCUAAUGUUUCAAAAAUACCUAAUGUCAAUAGUGCCAGGAGUGCGGUCGUAAAAUCCACGACUUUACCUCAAGUUGACAUAUACGUCAGUUCAGUAAGUGCAAAUUAUGAAGAGCGUGUCGUUGAGGAUCGAGACAUGUUUAUACCCGUGUCGCUAGAUAGACCGGUCGGAUUGGAUUUAGACGAAUUCUUACCGAAAAACUACAAUGCAUUAGGUUUCCAACAACAAAUGCCAGAUAUGUCGGAAGCUGAAGUUUUAGGCGUGAUUAUGCGUAGCCAUGAGCCCGUAAUGGAUAUUAUAAAUACAAGGCUGAGAAGUUUGAAAUUGGUCUUAAAUCAAUAUAGGAGUAGAGAUAUGAAGACAGCUGUAGAAUCGGCAUUAGCGAUGGGCGAUAUAGCAGUUUUGGUAGACGUUUUAGGUGUUAUUAAUACUAAAUACUCGUUAUGGAACUUGGAUCUCUGUGUUUUGGUAUUACCGAAAAUUUUGGAUUUGCUACAGAGGAAAUACGAAACGUACUUGACGGUUGGGUGCAACACGCUCAAAUUCAUCCUUCGACAUUUUGGAGAUACAAUUCGAAACAACAUCAGCGCGCCCGUUGGAAGUUUCGGCGUCGAUAUAACGCGAGAGGAAAGGUACGAAAAAUCUCAAAAGUGUCACGAAUUUUUGUUACAGAUCCGCGAAUUCGUUGUAAAAAAACAAACAUUACCCGUUAUAGGAACUUAUUUUAAAGAAAUAAAUACGAUGAUGCAAAAUUGUCUGGACUGACACAAGCAUCCGUUAAAAAACGUGUUCUCAAAGUUCAAAAAUUCGAGUUUGUGAGAGUGUGUGACAUAAUUUCAUAUGACAGAUGAUAUUUAUUUACAAAUCCAAGAAGAAUUGCGAACGUCGUAAUUGUAAAUAUUCGUGACUCGAUUGUCGUCACGUUUGUAGAAACUUUGUUCGUUUGUUAAUAACGUGCGACGUAGGCACUCCGUUGUCUCAGUAGAAGUAUUCGCGCAGAGAUAGACGAUAGACCUCCUCAUUAUUUCCAAUUGGACCUUGGCGGUUCUUUUUGCUGACUUAAUUGAUUCUUUUACAAUUCUUUGAAGUAUAACCAGUGUGUCCUAAAUAUACAACAAUCAGUCUAAAGGAAGUUAAUGAAGAUCUAUAGCAAAUAAACAAGGAUUUGUUAAAAUAGUGUAGUAAUUCUGUCUUAGCCUACUUAUUAGCUUCCACAUGGUUUUGACCGUAGUUUCUUCAAACUCUGUACCAUCUUUUCUUCUCAUGUUCACGGCCCAAUCUUCUCAUGUUCACGGCCCAAUCCUUUAAAAUCAAUUCCUAUCAUUGCAAAAUGUUUUCCAUACAAAUUUCUUACUGUAAACAUUUUUUAAUAUGUUUUAUUGUAUAAUUUAAAAACUUAACAAAAUUUUGAUAUAGCAUAAUCAUCCACCAUAUCGUGCUUUGUGGAGAUAAGUUAUGAUAUACUUAAAAAUGAUGAGGACCCUAUUAAUGCAAGAUGAUAUUUUUUAUACAAAUUGAAUAAAUGAAAAUAAUGACAAGGAGAACAAUAUGCGGAACUAGUCUUUUCUACGAAACAAACAAAUGUGUAUUUCCUCCAGAUUUUCAUCGUCCAUGCCAGCACAAACGUUGUGGCCCAACGCUUACAGAGCUGGCAGCCUACUCAAUGUUCUGACGAUUACAAAAAAUUGUUGUUUUCCCCGGCAUUUUUAAAAUUUGCAUCUCGUUUUUAUAAGGAGUUGAGUUUAUUAUGGCUGUUAUUCCUCGACGGUAUCGUUUCCUUUUUUGAGUUCGUUGAAUAGAGGGAAUGCACAAAAUAUAACUUGUGACCCAACGCCCACAGAGCUGGCAGCCUACUCAAGGUUCUGACGAUGACAAAAAAUUGUUGUUUACAUAAUUACAAUAUAAUCAAAUCACAUCUUCAUCAUUGUUCUUUUGUUUUUUUGGCUGAGUGCUUGUUGGCCUUUUGUUUUUUUUAGCAUUCUUUUUGAGGCGAAGAUCAUUAGGAUUGGAUGUUUUCCACGGCAUUUUCAAAAUUUCCAAUUCAUUUUUAUAAGGAGUUGAGUUUAUUAUGGCUGUUAUCCCUCGGCGGAUUCGUUUCCUUUUUUAAGUUCGUUGAACAGAAGGAAUGGAAAAAAUGUGACUUGCGACCCAACGCCCACAGAGCUGGCAGCCUACCCAAGAUUCUGACAAUGACAAAAAUUGGUUGUUUACAUCAUUAAUAUUGGGAAUGAUAGACGACGGAGGGUUUCAUUCACAUCAUACUCCAUACACCUGUUUAGAAUAGGUAUUGAAAGUUUAACAUUUACAAGGUUUCGAACCUAGGAACAAUUGUUUGAAUAUUCAAUUUUCCUAUAUUGUUAUUUGUACUAUUUUUCAUCUAGAAAAAUAUUAAAUAGAAAUUUCUAUUUAUUCCUUUUACGUAUACAUCAUCCAUCAAGACAUAUCAAUUAAAUUGCUUGUUUAGUUUGGAUCUAAAGUCACAACUUACUAUUAAAUUACUUAUUAAAUUUUUUUUAACUAAUAUAAAUAAGUUGUUCGUAUUACUCUUGUUUAGGACAUGCUGUGUAUACAAAUACGAUCAAUGAUUGUAAAUGGAUCAGCUUCGUACUUAAUUAUUUUUUACUGAUGGGAUACAUUUAUGUGACUUGAAUGAAGUCUAUUAACAAGAAAAUUUGAUUUGAUAUUGUAUUACUCAACAUUUGAACUACAGGGUUGUCUAUAAAUAUAUUUAUUACAUAUUAGUUUCAAUGCAGAAUUUUAUUGUAUUUUGAUACUGUAUCCAAAUAUAUUUCUUGGUAAACAAAUCUAUUGUAAUAAUAUUUUUUUAUUAUAAGGUGUAGAAACAUUUUGGAAUAAUAUGAAAAUACUUUUUAUCAGUUUUUAAAAAAGUUAUUGCGCGAUAAGCUUUUUACUAAUGAUAGAAUAUAAAUUGACAAAUCGUCAAUAGUAAUUUUGACAGUAAGCAGGAGAGCAGAGACAUAUAAUCCAUAAUUAAAAUUAUAAAAUAAUAUAGUUUCCAUUUACCUUAUGAAUAUUUGAUAACAUCAUUGUGGGUGAAAAAUAUUUUUUUUAUUAUACUGAAACUGCAAACAUACUCUCUGGCAGGAAUAUUUCGGAGAAAUUGGGUACAUACUUCCGACAGUUUCGGCCAAUAGAAAUGCAUUUAUGUUUACGAUUCGAUGUUUUCAUUGGUAAACAGUGAAGAUGAUGAGUCCACGUGGACUGACGGUUUGUUAGAUGUACCGAAUUUUAUACGGGGAGUAACAUUAUUUUUCAUUUCUUAAUUUGGUAUGAGUGCCGUGCGUAUUUAUGAAAUAUUGAUUGUUCCUCGCAAUUGAUAAUGGAACAACUUUACCACCGAAAAAGCGAUGCGCUUAAACCACGUCCCCAAGGGUAUAAUCGCUUAUUCCCGAAAUUAACAUAACAGAAGAUAAUUUUUUUACUGUCUUACCAAAAUUCUGUUGGAGUAUCUUCAACAUCAAACAUUGAUUUUGCCAUAUGCCAAAAAAUUUUUUGUUGUUAAAUAUUUGAUAUUCAAAGAUACAUGUUUCUACAUUAACUAAGGUAAAUUCAAAACUAAUAUAUCGAUGUGAUUGUGAUGUUGAAAUUUUGCAGUAUUUUGCGAGUAUUUUUCAUUAUACACCAAAAAUCAAUGUAGAUGUUAGACAUAUAGUAAUAAAUUCUCGACAACUGAACCAACAAUGUAUGAAAUUGUAAUAAUAAAUUAACUUCAGCUAUUAGUCCAUUGAAAUGUCACGUGACAUUUGCAUGGGGGAUCAAUAGAAGCUUAACCUAAAGUUUGUGGGGUCGCGACCCUUGUCCUCCGGCCGACACCAUUUUCGCGAUAUCUAGGAAUCUAUGCAUCUUGCAAUUUGUUUUGCUUACAAAUAUGUUUAUGUAACUUUUUGCCCUAAAUUUAAAAUUAUAGAAGUUAUCAGCAAAAAAGUGAGAAAAUUUUUAUAAAAAGUUUCUUUUUUGUUCUACAACUUUUUUUUAUACAUUUUACAAAAAAAUUUCCUCGGACCAAUCUUGUGGAUAAUCUUCUGAGAAAAAUUUUUUUCUGUAAUUUUUUUUUAAUUUCAUUCAUUUAAAACGCUGUUACAGCGAUCCUAAGUUGACCGGGCUCGCCAAUGCUCAUGAGAAUCCGGUUAAAACGAAAUUAUUAACUUAUUUUUGAUUUUUUUUAUUUUAAAUAUAUUCUUAAAAAAUUUUUAUUAAAUUCGUACAACUUCAAUUAUUCAUUGCUAACUCUUUUCCCCGCCAUCUAUGAGAUGUCUGUAGGCGCGUUUUUUUAACGUGGUAUCUACAGCAGGCCUACUCCAUGGACAUCUUGCUUAUAAGGUAAUCCUCGACAUUAUAAUAUCAUCAUCAUCAUCAUUAAUCACUUAUUAGCUACCUACUCUAAUCUACUUUUCUUCGAUGGUCGGGUCUGUGGCUAAGAAUCUAAAUAAACGUAAAAUGUAAAAUUUUGAGGAAUUAAAGUAAUUAAAAUUGGACUCAUAGCUGGAAGUUCAUCUUCGAAUUCAUUUUCUUCCAUUAACUUUGACAUUUCUAUGAUGUUACUGCAUGUUUUGCAAGAACAAUGGAGGCAUACUGUAGAGCAUUUCAGGCCUGCUUUUCUGCAGCCACACAUGCUUCCACAGUUUUUUUGCAUCUGCAGAAAAUUAAUUUCAUGAGAUCGGGGUGUGCUGGAGCCUGGAAGCUUGUAUUGGCAUCUAAAUGUUUGCAUGCUUUUCCAGCCCCAAUCUUCAGGAUUUUGAUAUGUUCCUAGUUAGAGGCAGCGAUGAUAAAUUUAAUGAAUUUUUAGUCUCAGCCUGGACUAUGGAGUGUAGAGAAGGAGGAACGUCUCUGAUGAAUGAUAUUGAAAAAAAUUACAGAGAAAAAAUUUUUCUCAAAAGAUCAUCUACAAGAUUGGUUUUAGGUAAUUUUUUCGAAAAAUGUAUAAAAAAAGUUUUUAUUAGUGUUUUUACACUUUUUUGCUUAUAACUUCUUUAAUUUUAAAUUUAGGGCAAACAGUUAUAUGAACAUAUUUGUACGCAUAACAAUUCGCAACAAAUUAUGUCUUCACGAAUUUUUUGUAAGACGCAUAGUUUUCGAGAUAUUGCGAAAAAAGUGAUACCAUCAUUUUUUCCAAGAUGGCGGCCGGGGGACAAGGGUAGCAAACCCACAAACUUGAGGUUAUGCUUCUAUUGACCUCCCACAAAUGUCCCAAAAAUAAAAUUGCAACCUCCUAUAAAAAA